AAUCUUAAGUUUCCAAAAUUAAGAGUUCUCGCUUCUCAACAUUGUCCUGGACAUUUUAUGCGAGAGAUCGAUUGGUUAAACGUACCAAUGUUAAAGAAUCUUAGAACGGUUGUUACCGACUUAUUUGCAAGUGAAGAAUCAUGGUUAGAUGCAUUAAGAUUUGCUGGUGGAAACGCUUUUAAAAGUUUACCGAAUGUUAAAUAUAUCUUUUUUGUUGGAAAUCCACUUUUUAAACACAAAGGGAUUAAUCCUCAUUUAGUUAGGUUCCUUGAUGCAAAUGGAGUCCAAUCUCGUCUUGUAGAGGAUUCCUCUUGGGAUAAAACUAUGGAACUGGACUAUAAACUCAAUGGUCCAAUGAACUCGUAGAUCAUCAAGUUCACUUACUACAACUUUUCUAAAAUCUAUAAACCCGUCUCAAUGUUCAAUAUAUGAAUUCUAGCAAGUCCGAAGAAUACACAAAACCCAUGCAAGAAUUUAGUAAAUUCCCUUCAGUUAAAUCAGUUAAUCAAAAUUCAAUGCAAAAGUUUGAUUAGAAUUCGUUGUUUGUUUUUGGUGAAAACUUUCAAUUUCGUUCCUUCAUAUAAUGUCUUGUCACUUCUUCCUUGGUUUUAAAGAAACCCGAAGC
Messenger RNA from Melampsora larici-populina 98AG31, 625 nucleotides. RefSeq lists its product as uncharacterized. Lineage: Eukaryota; Fungi; Basidiomycota; Pucciniomycetes; Pucciniales; Melampsoraceae. The record is from RefSeq and is a predicted model, not a curated record. The transcript is spliced from 2 exons. The coding region runs from base 58 to 366 and encodes 102 amino acids.